GGGCAAGCUCAGUGUUUUACAGCGGUUUUUAGUUCAGUAUUCUGUCAGUGCUGUCGCAGAUUAAUGAUAAAGAGCAGACUUUGUGUUUAAGCGAUGGGAAGCAUACAGAGAAACCUUUGCUAUUUGACCCUGGUCUCUUUCUUCUUGACCUCACCGUCACCUGUUGAAGGUGGUCGGAUCAGACUAGCUGGGUCUACACGGUGCUCUGGAAGAGUUGAAAUCUUUUACAACGGUGCCUGGGGAACAGUCUGUGAUGACAACUGGGACUUAAGUGAUGCUGAGGUGGUGUGCAGACAGUGGGGCUGUGGUACGGCACUGGGUGCCCCUCAGUUGGCCCACUUUGGUGAAGGAACCGGAAAAAUCUGGCUUGAUGAUGUGGCCUGUUCAGGAAGUGAAAGGUCUCUAACUGAGUGUCAGCACAGAGGAUUUGGGAGACACAACUGUGAACACAGUGAGGACGCUGGUGUGAUCUGUUCAGUGACCCUCCCAAAGCCCAGCCUGUCCAUGAAUCCUGCUGGUGAGGUUACCUGGGGUCAGAACGUCGGCAUCACUUGUUCGAUCUCAACUGAGCAUUUAGGUGGAACAUUCAUCCUGCAGCAGACCUCAGGCUCAUUCAGAAAGACCCAAACAUCAAGUACCAACUCUGCCACCUUCAACAUGCCUAAAGUCAACUUUGAUAAUGAGGGAUCGUACCAGUGUCAGUAUCAGUUAAGGGUUUCAAGUCGAGACUUCAGCUCCCCCCGAAGUGACUCUGCCAGACUCUCUGUUACUGUGACCCUCCCAAAGCCCAGCCUGUCCAUGAAUCCUGCUGGUGAGGUUACCUGGGGUCAGAACGUCGGCAUCACUUGUUCGAUCUCAACUGAGCAUUUAGGUGGAACAUUCAUCCUGCAGCAGACCUCAGGCUCAUUCAGAAAGACCCAAACAUCAAGUACCAACUCUGCUACCUUCAACAUGCCUAAAGUCAACUUUGAUAAUGAGGGAUCGUACCAGUGUCAGUAUCAGACAAAGGUUUCAAGUCUUCAAGUUUCGAGAGACUUCAGCUCCCCCCGAAGUGACUCUGCCAGACUCUCUGUUACUGUGAGACUGCAGCAGCCCAGCAUCUCCCUGACAUCUCCUAACAGAGGGCUGGCUUGGAGUCCUGAAGGUGCAGAGGUCACCAGGGGUUACAGCUUUGUCAUCACCUGCUCCACUUCCUCCCACUAUCCCACUGGUGUUUUCAUUCUCAUCUUCUCUGGCUCCAACAUCACCGACACCAAGCCAGCAGUCAACCACUCGGCCUCCUUUAACUUCCCUGUAGCUGAGUAUGAACACCAGGGCAACUACAGCUGUGUGUAUGAAGUCACAUGGUCUACACGGAAAUACACCUCUCCCAUGACUGCACCGAUUAGUGUCGUCAUUAAAAUUCUUUUGUUGCUGCUGGUCUCCUCAGUAGCAGGUGGGGGUCUGCUGCUGCUCCUGCUGGUCUUGCUGGUGGUCUGUCUGGUCCUCAGAAGAAGACGACGAGCUGAGCAGCCUGGAGCUUUCAUCCAAACUCACUUGACUGUCAGAGCCACGAACGAUUAUCACUAUGACGAGGAUGAUGAGGAGGAGGAGGAGGAGGAGGAGGAGGACUAUACUGAUGAUCCAGUAUACACCAAGAAGAAACUCAAAGAUGAAGCAGGGAGAGUGGAAGAAGAGGAGAGUAAUGAUUAUGAGGAGCCAGAGAGUGACGAAGAUCAUGAUUAUGAGGAAGCGGGCCCCGAUGCCAAUUUUAUAAAUGGCAAGGAGGUCUGUUUCAGUGUAGACAACAGGGAAGAAGAAGAAGAUGGUGAAAAAGGAAGCAGUGAUGAUGAAGAUGACUAUGAAAAUGUAACCCAUCCAGAUAAUGAUGAUGAUGAUGAAGAAGAAGAAAGCAGUGAUGAUGAAGAAGACUAUGAAAAUGUAACCCAUCCAGAUAAUGAUGAUGAUGAUGAAGAAGAAGAAAGCAGUGAUGAUGAAAAAGACUAUGUAAAUGUAACCCAGUCAUUUGAUGAACAAAUUGUGGACAUUUACGGACAACAUGAGGAUGUAAAUUUAGUAUAGCGUAAAUGUAGGCAUGAGUCACCUAAAGCAUUCAAGCAGAAAGAUGACCAAAGUUGUCAGAGUUCAUGUUUCGCAGUGACUGGGGCAUUGAGGGAAAGAUGCUAUGCGUAGGAUCAGUCAGUUGGUUUCUACCUUCUGAGGUUUGACAUUUUCCUACAUAAACUACCAUGCACUGUUGUAGAUCAUGUUUGUUACUUAAUAUUUAAAAUACUUAGACAAGAAAAAAAUAAUCCAUUUGGUUUUGAGCAUGUUAACAAUGUCAUUGUAAGCAUGUUGGUAUGCUAAGGUUAGCAUUUACUUCAAAGCAGCCUCACAGAGCCGCUCGUGUUGCUCCCAGACUCUUAGUCUUGUUAUUUUUUAACACUGGGAAAAAUACUUUUUGGGCUGUUGUGACUCCUUAGCAUUUUUCAUAUAGAAUGCCAUAAUUUUCAAAAUCAUUGUGUAAUUUCCCAUCUGUCUGUGGAUAACAAUUUUGAUGGUUGGUUUAUGUAAAACAUUUGUAUGUGCAGUAUUUAUGUACAGUCAAGGCUGGAUCACCAAUGAAGCUGCAACGUGGCAAGUCUCAUUUGUGAAUGCAUAAUAUAAAGCUACUGCCAGCUAGCUUAGCACAAAACCUGCAAACAGGCGGAAACAGCUAGCCAAAUGAGAUAUUAAUUAAUAUAUUGUUUAUUAGUGAGCUUUAAAGGUGUUAGUAGGCAAAUUUUGUUACCUUUGGCUAGAGCUGAAGCUGUUUCCUCCUGUUUCAGGUCUUUGUGCUAAGCUAAGCUAACCUGCUGCUCCAUAUUAACCAUUCAGAUAUGACAGUGGUAUCUAUCUUCAGAUCUAACUCUCAGCAAGAAACCAAAUAAGCAUAUUUCCUAAAAUGUUGAACUAUUCCUCUCUGUUAUUGACAAAAUUAUUAUAAUGACCAAUAUUUUUUAUUUUCAGUGAGAAUAAAACACAACAAAAAUAUAUGGUACAUGUCCAAAAAUGAUAGAGGCAUGUGAUUAUUAGGGUUUCAGGUUCAGGUGUUCAGGCAUCUGGAGGUAAAUGUUUUUAAAUUUUUGUUGGGGAAUGUAUUUGUUGUUAUUUUAAAAGCAAUUGAAAUCUAAAUGUAUAUAAAUAAAUUGUACAUUUAUUCUGAAAUGUUGUUUUAAAGGCAAAAUGUGUUUCAUGUCAAAAAUACACCCUACUUUUACAUACUUAUAUUUUAUUCAAAUAAAUGUCUUACAGAAUUUA
This is a messenger RNA of Siniperca chuatsi (mandarin fish), 3279 nucleotides long. RefSeq lists its product as uncharacterized. Bases 94 to 2061 code for a protein of 655 amino acids. The record is from RefSeq and is a predicted model, not a curated record. NCBI's taxonomy places the organism in Eukaryota, Metazoa, Chordata, Actinopteri, Centrarchiformes, Sinipercidae. Gene Ontology annotation, cellular component: membrane. The transcript is spliced from 8 exons.